CUUGUUUUCGCCCCCUCUCCUUCCCAGAAUGGCCUGCCUUCAGAGAACAAUCCGUAUGUUUUCAAUGGUGACUUUGUAGAUCGAGGGAACAAUUCCAUGGAGAUCCUCAUGAUCCUGCUCGUUAGUUUUCUCGUCUACCCCAAUGACCUGCACCUGAAUAGGGGGAACCAUGAAGACUUCAUGAUGAACCUGAGGUAUGGAUUCACAAAAGAAAUUUUACAUAAGUACAAGCUACAUGGAAGAAAAAUCUUGCAAGUCCUGGAAGAAGUCUAUACCUGGCUCCCAAUUGGCACGAUUAUUGACGAUGAAAUCCUGGUCAUACAUGGUGGGAUAUCAGAGUCCACAGACUUGAGUACACUCCACCACAUACAAAGAAAUAAAAUGAGAUCUGUGCUGAUGCCACCGAUGUCAAUAAAUCGAGACCAUUCCGCCGACUUAAAAAGAAGUAGAUCAGGUUUGAGCACUUGUGCUCCUGGGAAGGCUGAAUCCUCUACGGACCUAACAAAGCAUGAAUGGGAACAAAUUAUUGACCUUCUGUGGAGUGACCCCAGAGGCAGAAAAGGCUGUUAUCCAAAUACAAGCCGAGGAGGGGGCUGCUAUUUUGGACCAGACGUUACUUCCAAGAUUCUUAAUAAAAACCAGUUGAAGAUGCUCAUUAGGUCUCAUGAGUGUAAACCCGAGGGGUAUGAAAUCUGUCACGAUGGGAAGGUCAUUACUUUAUUUUCUGCUUCUAAUUAUUACGAAGAAGGCAGCAACCGAGGAGCUUACAUCAGACUAAGUUAUGGUACAACUCCACAAUUUUUCCAGUACCAAGUAACUAGUUCAUCAUGCCUGAGCCCGCUUCACCAAAGGGUAAGUGCUCUGGAAUGCAGUGCCUUCAAGAUAUUGAAAGAAAGAAUGAUUUCACGAAAAACUGAUCUCAUCAGUGCUUUCCAGCUCCGUGACUAUGGGAGAACAGGGAGGAUUUCAUUGGCACAGUGGGCUUUUUCUAUGGAGAACAUUUUGGGGCUGAACUUACCAUGGAGAUCUCUGAGUUCACACCUGGUACACAUAGACGAAGAUAGAAAUGUUGACUACAUGUCCAGCUUCCAGGAUGUCCACAUUGAAAAGCCUGUCAAGGAGAUGAAAUCUAGUCUAAUUGAAACUCUGUACAGAUACCGAUCUGACCUGAAAAUCAUAUUUAAUGUCAUCGACACUGAUCACUCAGGUCUAAUCUCCUUGGAUGAAUUCCGGACCAUGUGGAAACUUUUCAACGCUCACUACAAUGUUCAAAUUGAUGAUUCCCAAAUUGAUGAGCUUGCCAAGAUAGUGGACUUCAACAAAGACGGAAACAUAGACUUUAAUGAGUUCCUAAAGGCUUUCUAUGUAGUACAUAAACAUGAGAAGCCGCAGAGCCAUCUUGCUCAAGAUGAACAAAAACUUCUCCCAGCCUCUUUGAAAACAGCUGAUCCCAAUCUCUAGUCUUAACCAGGACCUUUGAAAUCCAUCGUAAUCAGGCAAAGUAGACCCUAAUUCAUAGAACAAGCAGAUGCAUAGUGUGAGUGUUGGCAGUCCUUAGCAAACCACUAAGACUAGGUUAAAAAUCUGUUGAUGAGAUUGACCUCCAGUGUUGGGAUUCAUACAUGACCUGUGAUGAACUGGCUUUGAGCCUGCUGGUUUUAGAUCAUACCUAACCAGGAGACCGGAACAAUUUGGAAGCAUACUGGAAGGAACCCACAGAGCAGGAGAGAAAACUAUUAGGUAUAAUAUCUAUGAGUGGCUGAGGAUAAGAAGAAUGCUAAACUGUUGUUGAAAUAAAGCAUUUCCAUCAUCAA
Messenger RNA from Alexandromys fortis (reed vole), 1814 nucleotides. It is a transcript of the gene Ppef1, whose product is annotated as protein phosphatase with EF-hand domain 1. The record is from RefSeq and is a predicted model, not a curated record. The transcript has 10 exons. The annotation marks the transcript as partial. Gene Ontology annotation, molecular function: hydrolase activity; calcium ion binding. Lineage: Eukaryota; Metazoa; Chordata; Mammalia; Rodentia; Cricetidae.